CCUUCUCCCAUAUUCUUUCAAGAGGAAGAGUGAACUACUGAGCUCCACUGGCAUUCCCAGACCCGGAAGUUCUUUUCUUUUGGGUUGUUAUCAUAUAUUAUUAUUAUUGUUAUUAUUUAAUUGUUUAGUUUAUGUUAAUUUAGGUUUCCUAGUUUAUAUUGAUUUUGGUUCUGCUUAUAUUUCCUUUAUUAAAUUUAGGUUUCUUUUGUCUUUAGGCUUUAGUUUGGCUCUAUUCCCUAAUAUCUUCUCCCACGCAAUACAUUGAAUAAUAUCGUAUCGAAACAGUAUUAUCAACCUUGCAGCUAUGGUUGAUUCAAGUUAUGGAAUUUGAGAGUAUACAAUGCCUCUGUAUUUAUUUUUUCUCUCACUCUGUCAACUAAACUUUUUAUUUGAUUGCGUUGUUGUGUUUUGCAGAUUGGUUGUGGAAGAAGUGGGUCUGAAAUAAGGCUGGGAAAGGGGAAGUCAUACUUGGCUAUUUACUAAUCCUAUUUUUCUUGGGGGGUUUUAUGUAAAGUAUUGAUUUUUCUUCUGGGUUCCGUGGGACUGAAAUAAGGCUGUUGAAGUCAUUCGGCGAUUCCUCAUACUUGGCUAUUGCUACAAGUAUAUUUUCUGGGUGGGUUUUUGUAAAGUUCUCAUUUUUCUUCUGGGUUCCGUUUUGAAGUGGGACAGAAAUAGUCACGAGCUGAUUCCUCAUACUUGGCAAUCUACUAAAACUAUUCUUGAUUGGUUUUAUGCAAAGUUUUCUACUUUCUUCUGUGUUCCGUUUUUAUCUUUCUUGUUUACAAUAACUCAGUGUAGUGUAGUGUAGAGAAACAUAUGUGCUAGGACUCCAUGUGUUUGUAUAACCAAACCCACUCAUUAUUUCUUCCUAGGUCAUAUAGCAUCAGAUAUAACAACUAUACUGCAAAGAAAAGAUUGUUUGAUGGAAAUCUACUCCUGAAAGCGCAUUUCAUCAUGGCAAUUAACUCAGCUGAAAACCAAAGAGAAAACCCAGGUAAGCAUCCCAGAGAAACAGAAAUUGAAGAAGACAUCUCAAGCUUCUUCACAUGCGAGAUCUGCAUAGAACCGGUGGCUAUGAGCAAGAAAUUCAAGAACAAAAAGGACUGCACACACCCUUUUUGCCAGGGCUGCAUAGCCAAAUACAUAGAAAUGAAGCUCCAAGAAAACACUACUUCGGGUGGGAACAUAUACUGCCCUGGACUGAACUGUUCCUGCAUUCUGGAUCCGCGAUCUCAUGCAGGCCUACAAUCUCACCUGGUGUGUUGGUGUGAUUUUCUCUGCGACUCAGCUGUUUUAAGCUCUGAGAGGAGCUACUGCCCUAACAGGAAUUGCUUGGAGUUGGUUGUGAAUGAGUGUUUGUGGAGGCAAAGUGUAAGAAACUCUUUUGCUUCCGGUGCAAGACUGCAUGGCAUGGAUAAAAUUUUAAGAUGCAAAGAGAGUAGAGAUGGGGAUGAUCAUGAUAUUCUGUUUGCUAAGCUCAUGAAGAGGAUGAAAUGGAGAAGGUGUCAUCAUUGCGUGGAGCGUAAUCAUGGUUGUCCUCAUAUUGUUUGCAGAUGCGGGACGCUUUUUUGCUACCUUUGUGGGAGAAGGCUCUCCAUCUCUCACCGGUGCUGGCAGUCGCAUUUCUUUGACACUGAUAUGCUGAUGGAUGGGGGAUUUCUGAUUUGUAUGAUCGUUGCCACUGCUUCUGCUUUGCUGUGUGUGAUCUGUACUUCCUCAAAUGACACAUGCCUUCCGACCAUUUUAGGAUGUGUUCACUCUUAGUGGUGCCCAAGUUGAUCUCGAAUUUCAAA
Molecule: messenger RNA, 1793 nt
Organism: Tripterygium wilfordii
Lineage: Eukaryota; Viridiplantae; Streptophyta; Magnoliopsida; Celastrales; Celastraceae
Product: E3 ubiquitin-protein ligase arih1l-like
Exons: 3
Coding region: 832-1764 (310 amino acids)
Biological process (GO): ubiquitin-dependent protein catabolic process; protein polyubiquitination; positive regulation of proteasomal ubiquitin-dependent protein catabolic process
Cellular component (GO): ubiquitin ligase complex; cytoplasm
Molecular function (GO): ubiquitin protein ligase activity; ubiquitin conjugating enzyme binding; metal ion binding
Source: RefSeq, a predicted model, not a curated record